This is a messenger RNA of Pseudozyma flocculosa PF-1, 3405 nucleotides long. RefSeq lists its product as uncharacterized. The coding region runs from base 1 to 3405 and encodes 1134 amino acids. The transcript is spliced from 3 exons. Lineage: Eukaryota; Fungi; Basidiomycota; Ustilaginomycetes; Ustilaginales; Ustilaginaceae. Gene Ontology annotation, molecular function: ATP binding; ATP-dependent chromatin remodeler activity. The record is from RefSeq and is a predicted model, not a curated record.
AUGGUCGCCCAACAGUCGUCGCGUUCCCGGGCGGGCGGAAGCAGGGCAGUGGUGCUGCCAAAGGCCUCUGAGCGCGACACGAAGCGCAAGCGCAAGCGCCAGACUCGGCCCAGGCGCAACCCGGGUCGCUUGAGGGCGCUCCUCGGCUUUGGCCCAAACGACGACUACAUCGAGACGGGCCCGAUUUCUUCCACCUCUUCCUCCGACGACGACUCGGACUCCCACGAUGACCAGGACGGCGAUCAUAGCGAUCAUGAGGGGGCUGGCGGUUCGAGAGUUGCGACGCGAGCUCAGGUACCAGCGGUCACCUCCGCCUUCCCCACGGCCUCGACGCGAUCUCCAACCCCCGCCACUGGUCCCAGCGCGCAGCCGGCCGACAAUGCGCAUUCGGACUCUUCCGAAGAGGAGUACGUCCUGUCCAUGGCACCGAAGCGGGCGGUGGCCGCGCCCAAGCUUGCCGAGUCCUCGCAUCGGGCGAGGCAGGAUGCGAAGCAGGACCCCAAGUCUGGCCGUGAGCAUCCUGGCCCAGUCGUCGGGACCGACCACAGCAGCCUCUCGGACACCGAGUCCGACGACGACGGCGGCGAGUACAGCCUGACGAGGAGCGAGUCGUACCGCAACGUUUCGGCCGCAUCCUUGCCCCUCUUCACAACCACACCGGCGGCAGCGGCAGCAACGACCGCUCAGCGGCCCGAGUCGCCCUCUUCCUCUUCAGACGACGAGCUUGUCCUCACGCUGCGUCCUUCCACCAAGCAGGCCGCCGCUCGACCUGGCCCGACCGUCGCGCCGAGAGCGGAACCCAGUACCGCCGCCGACGGUCCCGCUGCUCUUGACCAAGGCCAGCGUCCGGCCUUCUCGGUUUCUGCAGAGCAGGCACGAGUCGGCCCCCUCGAGCUAGGCCCAGGCUGUGUCGUGCCCGCCUCGAUCAACCGCUUCCUCCGAGACUACCAGCGCGACGGCGUGAGGUUCUUCUACAAGUCGUACCAGGAGCGGCGGGGCGCUCUGCUCGGCGACGACAUGGGCCUCGGCAAGACGAUCCAGGUCAUCGCAUUCCUGUCUGCCAUCAUGGCCAAGACGGGCCUCGAGUCGGACGCCGACCGCAGGAUCGAGGCGGUACGCAGCGGACGCCAGGGGUCGGGCUUCCAGAAGGCCAACGGCACCUGGCCCACCUGCUUGAUCAUCUGCCCGAGCAGCGUGAUUGACAACUGGCGCGGCGAGCUCGACACCUGGGGCUAUUUCGAGCACGCCGCAUUCACGGGCGCCAAGGGGCGCGCCGCCAUCGAGGCGUUCCGCAGAGCACGACUCGACAUCCUUGUCACAUCGCACGAGACGGCCGCCCUGAACAUCGACCAGCUCGAGGACCUCGACCUCUCGUGCGUCCUCAUCGACGAGGCGCACAAGCUCAAGAACCCAAAGUCGCAGUUGACCCAGGCGAUGCACCAGUUCAAGUGCCCCGUCCGGCUCGCCCUCACCGGAACGGCGAUCCAGAACUCCUACCGCGAGCUGUACACGCUGGCCGACUGGACCAAUCCGGGCCUGCUGGGCGACGUCAAGGAGUGGCACCGUGAAAUCGAGCAGCCGCUCAAGACGGGGCAGAGGCGCGACGCCUCCGACGAGCAUAUCGCCGAUGCCAGGACGCGGGCCGAGAAGCUCGUCCAGAACGUGCUGCCGCUGUUCUUCCUCCGCCGCACAAAGUCGCUUAUCCAGGAUCAGCUUCCGCAGAAGUUUGAUAAGGUCGUGUUCUGUCCUCUGUCCAAGACGCAGCUCGACGUGUACCGGCGCAUCCUGGCCGAGCCUGAGGUCGACUUUAUGCUGCGCCACGCCGACCCCUGCGACUGCGGCGUCCUCGAUCAGCAGACCCAACUGCCUUUCCGCCGGCAAAACUGCUGCUACAGCCGCGACAGCAACGGCGACCCGUGGAACAAGCACAUGCUCAAGUACAUCUACCUCCUGCAGAAGUGCAGCAACCACGUCGCGCUCGUCUUUCCCGACCCCGAGGACGCCACCGCCAAGGAGGCGGAGCGCAACGAGCGCUACGAGCGCCAGCUGUCCUACGUCAAGCUCAUGUUUCCCGACGACUGGAAAGACAAGAGGUGCAACGCGGCCAACGGUAUGAAGGCUGAGUACUGCGGCAAGUGGAACGUGCUCGCCGGCCUGCUCAGGCAGUGGCGGACCGACGGCGACAAGGUGCUGCUCUUCUCGACCAACAUCCGCCUGCUCCAGUUCAUCGAGUUCUUCAUCAUCCAGGAGGGCCACAGUUUCUGCCGCCUGGACGGAUCGACGCCGCAGGCCAAGCGGCAGGACCUGGUCGACAAGUUCAACCGCGAUCCGGACGUCUUCAUCUUUCUCAUAUCGACGACGGCCGGCGGCACGGGCCUCAACCUGACCGCAGCCAACAAGGUCGUCGUCUUUGACCCGCAUUGGAACCCAUCGCAUGACCUGCAGGCCAUGGACCGAGCCUACCGCUUCGGCCAGACGCGCGACGUCAACGUCUACCGGCUGAUUGGCGCCGGCUCGCUCGAGGAGUGCGUGUACGGCCGCCAGAUCUACAAGCAGCAGCAGAUGGCGAUCGGCUACACGGCCACCAAGGAGCGCAGGUACUUUGAGGGCGUCGCCGGCGACAAGGAAAACAUCGGCGAGCUCUUCGGCGUCAAGAAUCUGUUCAACCUGCAGGAGUCUGGCAUCGGUACCAAGUCGAUCAUCGACGAGUGCAACAUCGCCGAGGUCUCGUUCGCGCUCAAGCGGUACCUCGACAAGGCGAAACCGGGCGAGGCGUCAGCCACGGCGGACGACGAGACGCUGCUCGAGCUGGCAAACGGCGAAAGCGCCACACAGAUCCACGAGGCAAAGGUCAAGGACGAAGACGACGUCGAGGACCCGAUCAAGUCCAUCCUCGACAGCGUCGGCGUGCGGUACACGCACCUCAACGACCAGGUGACGGGCGGGAGCAAAACCGAGGCUCGCAUCUCUCGCCAGGCCAAGAGGGCGACGCUGGCCCGAGAUCCGCGCCGGCCGCCGAGCACGGCCACCAGCGGUUCCUCGACGAGGACAAAGGCCAAGCGGACGGCGACGACUAGUGGGGCAGUCUGGCCCCCACCCCGGCCCAAGGUGGGCGAGGUUCCCGGUAGCACGGCAGCUGGUCAUGACCUGGCCGAUGGAGCGCAGGCGAUGCCGAGCAGCCCAGUUGCCGCAAAGGAGAGGCCGGGACUGGGCGCCGCGGCGGCAAGACGCACCGACUUCUCGCUCGAAAAGAUCGCGGAGCUCGAAGGACUGACCGAGGCGGAGGUCGCGGCGCGCAUUCGCGAGAUGUCCAACAAGGAGCAGACGGUCUAUUUCGACCGAGCGUUGCAGCGACUCGCGAGGUCGGCGCACACGCUCUGGACGGCGGCCGUUGAGGACGAAUGA